AUGGCUGAACAAUUAGUUCUUAAGGGAACAUUAAAGGGACACAAUGGCUGGGUAACACAGAUAGCCACCAAUCCUCAGAUCCCAGACAAGAUUUUAUCCGGUUCUCGGGGUAUGUAACUCACUGAUUCUAUGUUGUAUUUUGGUGUUGGGUUGGUAGUUGUACGAAUGAUUACCCGUGAUCUCUAGCCGAAACAUUGCUUCCUCCAUUUGUGGAAAAUUUUAAGUUCACAAUCAUCUUUAUCGCCAAUACUUAUUAUUUCUAUGGGUAACCAAAUGAUUAGUGCACUAUCAGCCAACAUUUAGGAAUCACAACUGCACUUCUAUUAGUUGAAUCAGAACCAUUAAAUACUCACUCAAAGGUUAGCUUGUAUUUUUACAGCUGAACACGAUAUAGUGGUAUAAUACGUAUACAGUUAUGUCAGAUCUUAGCUAUCCUUGAGGGAAAAAAUAUUUGUUUUUUGAAGGGCAGCUCUCUUUUAUGAUUUAAGCUAAAUUGUUGACUAGGAGGUGGGAAGAUAGGUUUAAGACAACAUCAGCUGUGACAUGGCACAUGUACUUGGGCAUCAGAUGAAAUCAGCUUGUUGCUGUGUAGUGUUUAACUUCAUGUAAAAUUCCAAAUGAUGUGUAAUGAGUUUUUGUGUUGUCUUGUUUUCUGAAUGUAUAUUUCAAAGUUAUUUUUACUUAAUAUUACAGUAUUACUGUAUUUUCUUAUUGUGUCUGAAAGAAAAUGUAAGUUUAAAAUUGACUCAACCUGAAAUUCAUGUUAAAAAAAAUUCACGAAACUGUAUGAUAAAAUGCAGGCUUAAGCUAUCACAUGUACAGCGAGUAGCUUGUAACUGGCUGUCACUAUUCAUUGCAUUAUUCUGAGUGUUACACACAUUUGGAAAAUGUUUUGAAGAUAAGGAGACAAUCUUUCUUCGUCUAAAAUGCUAGAAAUACACACACUUGGAGAAAUAAGAGAGAGUAAAUGGUAAAAGAACUAAACCACUCUACAACUCUUAAAGAUUGGAAUACAAGAACUGAUUGCAAUUCUCAUCUUUGAUUACUGCCAGUGUAUUGAUGUAAGCUCUGUGUGUCUUAGAUAAACAACUCAUUGUUUGGAAACUGAAACGUGAGGAAACCAACUAUGGCGAACCUGAGAGAUCUCUCACUGGUCACAAUCACUUUGUAUCUGAUGUGGUCAUGUCAUCUGAUGGUCAGUUUGCACUCUCUGGCUCAUGGGAUAAGUGCAUGAGAUUGUGGGAUCUUAAUGCGUAAGUCUUGUCUAAUUUCAAACUUCAUACUUAAGAAGGUGUAUGCUUCAGAAACCAUAGUACUAUAAAGAUGUAUAGAUUUAUCUCUUAUCAUGUUUUGAGACUUGAGAGAGCAAUCUAAUCAUUUGCAAAUUUUCUUCAAAUAUUCCAAAAAACUAACUAUGGUUGGUGCCAUUUUGGGAAACAAAAAUUUUGGUGAUCAAGCUGCACAGCUAUCAAAUGGCAUAAACCAAACUUACUGCUCACCAAUAUAUGUUUUGGUGGUUACCACAGAAAGUCAUUACUUGAGUAAAUAAUUGCCACUUUGUGUAUUUAUUUAUGAUUUAAACAGAUGGGAGAGAGAUGGAAAUGACAGGAGUGAGAGUUGUAAAGCAACAGUCCCAAUGGUGGUGUCCAUAGUUAAAUUUUUAGCCCAAUUGAAGACAACUUUUGAAACCUUAGAUGACAUUUAAUCUCGAAAUGCAGUCAGUGUCAUAAUUUCAUGUGAAAUUUUCACUGCCAGAUAUAGAAAAAUUUUUGGUUUGGGGUUCUUAGUUUAUUAUUAUUUAUUUUUUUUUUUUUUUUUUUUGAAUGUAUUUAAAUAUUUUUUUGUCAACUUUGUUGUUCAUUAGUGGCACCACCACUCGCCAGUUUGUUGGCCACACCAAAGACAUUUUGAGUGUUGCAUUCUCUGCUGACAAUCGCCAGAUUGUGUCAGGAUCCCGUGAUUGCAAUAUUAAGUUAUGGAAUACCCUGGGUCAAUGCAAGUAUACUAUUCAGGUGUGUGCAAGUUAUCAUGACUUGGUGUAAUUCCAUCAUUUGUUCUACUAUGGUUUCUCUUUUGUCAAGCUAAGUGCUAAGUACAUAAUGAUGAAAUUGAAAAAUGUGAGCAUCAACUUUAAACAAAGAGUUGAAAUUAAACAACAACAGACGCCAACUCAAAGUUGACUAUUUACAAGAAAAUUCAUAUUUGUCUUGGUUUUUUAUAAUUAUUUGUUCUUUAUAACAGGAUGAGGGACACACUGAAUGGGUAUCUUGUGUUAGGUUCUCGCCAAACUCAACAAAUCCCAUCAUCGUUUCUGCUGGCUGGGACAAAGUUGUGAAGGUAUUUCUCAAAUAUGCUUUCUUCAAAACCCAAAUACUUUACUUAGAGUUCUGUCAUCUUUUCACUCUCAAGUCAAAAUAUUACUUAUCUACAAUUUUUUUGAUACAUUUUUUUUCCUUUCUUCCCAUCACUUUCCCCUGAAACUGUGUCAUUAUAGUACAUGUACGAAGUACUUCCUCUGUGGUCAUUCCUGGGAUUGUAAGGGGUAUCUCAAAUAUUUGUUAGUUCCUAAAUAUAUCUAGCUCACAACCAUAGCAGUAUAUUUCUGUAAAACAUGAUUUAUAAUUAUAGAACUAGUCUGAUUUUUGUUUAUCUUUUUGUGAUCCUUUCCUCUGAGAGUGGCAAUUAAACUUCUGGUUAGAUCAGCGCCUGAGUGCUAUUUUGAGAAAAACCAAAUUCUUCCCAUCAAGUUACAAUGAAAUGUGAAGCAGUAAGCAAGGGAGGAUCACAAAUAAAACUUUUUGAUUGGGGUAAAGGCUGAAAGACUGACUAAACAUUUCUGGAACAAAGGAAAUACAACCAGUUUGAUAAGAUAAUUUGAAUCUGGGAAAUUCAAUUUGGUUGAAACUAAUAAUGCAAAACCCUCAGUAUCUCAAUUAGAAUUUCCUCAGGACCUUUAGGUCAGGGGUAUUUCAUUGUAUGCUAUAUUCUCAGCAGGAAGGGAUUCAAGAGUGUCGUGUGAAUUAAUGAACUGCUUUUAUUAAUUCCUUCAAGGUUUGGAACCUGACCAAUUGCCGUCUCAAGACAAACCAUAUCGGACACACUGGAUAUCUUAACUGUGUCACUGUAUCACCUGAUGGCUCUCUGUGUGCAUCUGGUGGUAAGGAUGGUAUGGCCAUGCUGUGGGACUUGAACGAGGGAAAACACCUGUACACACUUGAUGGAGGUGACAUUCUGAAUUCACUGUGUUUCAGCCCCAACAGAUACUGGCUCUGUGCUGCCGCAGGACCCAGCAUUAAGAUUUGGGUGAGUAGCAUAUUGCUUACAAUAGGCAAAAAGUAGUUAAAGGGAGAUUUUCAGAGUUGCUUGGAGCUACAGAAGUUGGGAUAAAGUUUUAGUAGUAUGAAAAACCCUGAACUUUCCUUAUGGGUAUUGAAGAAGAAUUUGUUCUAAUUAUUUCUUUAAGGAUUUGGAAGGCAAGUCCAUUGUGGAUGAGCUGAGACCAGAUGUGAUCAGCAUGGGAGGCAAAGCCCCACCUGCCAACUGUAUCUCCUUGGCAUGGUCAGCUGAUGGCCAGACUCUGUUUGCAGGUUACACUGACAACUUGAUCCGUGUGUGGCAAGUCACUCGCGUUUAA
This is a messenger RNA of Pocillopora meandrina, 3634 nucleotides long. Lineage: Eukaryota; Metazoa; Cnidaria; Anthozoa; Scleractinia; Pocilloporidae. The record is from the annotation of a GenBank genome assembly.